UUCGCUCUCGAGGGUAUGGGUACCUGCGAUGAGCAAUCAACGGACUAUAACCGAUUUGCCACUCGAAGUCCUCGAUCUAAUAUAUAAUAACUUACGAAACCUGAGAGACAAACUUCGACUGGCGCAGGUCCAUGAAUAUCUGGGACAAGCGUUUUCCUACCACAGCGGCAGUGAUUACAAGAUAUUUUCCCCAAAAAUACAUUUUCCGGUUCGGCUAUAUCGUGUUCUAUUGGCGGAAUGCGGUCCGUCAAUCGUGGAGUUCAUCUGUGGCUCGGACACCUGGAGCGACCUGUUGGCCAAAUCGAUAGCGAAGAACUGUCCCAAUCUGGAAUCGGUGAACAUAAGUGUUACAUUAAGAAACAGUCAUAGCGUCCAAACCUUUCUGCUUAACAUGGCCAAAUCUUUAGUUUCGGUUGAACUAAAACUCAACGACAGUUGCCAAUCGCCAAGGAUCCUAAAUGCAGUGGCAGAACUGAAAAACCUGAGAAAAUUGUUAUAUGAAGGAUACAUUGACAGAGGAGUCAACCAGCUGUACAAAUUAGUUGCUCUCGAGGAGCUAAGACUCGAUUAUCAAGGAAGAGGAUACAGAUGCAGAGCGGUUAAUCUGCUCCAGAUUUGUGGACAGAUGACCAAUCUUCGUUGUUUGACUGUAAGCAACAUUUGUAUAUCUCCACCAGACGGGUUUCAUCCCAUGAUAUGGCCAAGCCUGAAGGAUUUUAAGAUGCAGAACUGCGAAAUCUCCACAGUAUUACCUGAUUGUCCGAAGCUCAAGACCCUCUAUAUAAAGUUCUGCAAAUGCAGAAUCAAAGGAUACGUGUGCAGCUUUAUAUUGAAGAAUGGCAGGAAUAUUGAGGAAAUCGAUGAGAGCUGUGAGCCGGCGCCAUUCGAUGGGCACAGUUUCCUUCAAGUGAUCCGAAGCUGUCAGAAAUUGCAACUAUUCUCCACUCCCCUGGGUGGUAUUAGAAUCUACCAAGCAUUCGUCACCUCCAUGGUGGAUAUUCUUAAGGAUAAUGCUGCGACGCGAAAAGAACCCUUCGAACUGAUAUUGUACUGCCGUGAUAAGCUGAGAUGGUUUCGACGAUUUCUACAUCGGACAUCUUAUCCCGAAGUGAUCCAUACGCUUUAUCUGUACAAGUUUUAAUGAUUGGGAAAAUGUAUUUUAAAAACUUAAAUAAUUGUAUAUUGAUAAA
Molecule: messenger RNA, 1190 nt
Organism: Drosophila takahashii
Lineage: Eukaryota; Metazoa; Arthropoda; Insecta; Diptera; Drosophilidae
Molecular function (GO): protein binding
Source: RefSeq, a predicted model, not a curated record